UCCUGCUUCUGGUUGUAAACAGAAAGGAGUUGCAGCUGGCUGUGGUCAUCCACACCUUUACAGUAGCUGUAUGUAUUUACAAUACAAUAUAUGAUAGAAUUUCCGAGACUUGAAAAGAGGGACAGAUGAAGGCGGAACAGAUCUAUAAAUUGGAGUAGCAGAGUUAGGUGGCGGCAGCAUGGCCAGUGGACAGCUGUCUAGAGAAGAGGCGUUGGCGUGUGUGGGGUGCAGACACGCGUGUCACAUAUUGCUCUAUGCAGACACAGAAGCUCAGCUGUUUGAAGAAAUCCCCAUCAGACACAUCAUACUGAUGCAGAUGCGUUUCGAUGGUCUGUUGGGUUUCCCUGGCGGUCUCGUUGACCCGUCAGAAGAAUCCCUAGAGGAGGGCCUGAGCAGGGAACUGUGGGAGGAGCUGGGCUUCUCACUGUCAGUCACCGUGGAGGAUCAUGUGUCUUCCUGCCACAACCCUUCCUCCUCUUCCUCUCACCUCGUUACUCACUUCUAUGCCCGGAGAAUGGAAGAGAAAGAGAUCAGGGAGGUCGAAAAGGCAGCUGCUAGCACAGCAACAGACCAUGGCCAUGAGGUGAUGGGGAUGGUCCGAGUUCCUCUCUACACACUAAAGGGAGGAGGAGGAGGGCUUCCCUCGUUCUUGUCCCACUCCUUUAUUGGGAACUCUCGAUCUCAGCUGGAGGACGCUCUAGUGCGCUUCGGCCUGGUGACGGCCGAGGAGCUACAGACAGCACUCACACACGCAGAGCAGAGGAGAAAACAGCCUUGGGGGGGGGGCAGCCUAAUCACACACACAAUGUAAGAAAUUACAUUAAAUACUACUAUUUCCUGUUAGUAUGUUACACACAGUUCUGUAUUAUCAAAGUGUAUAACUUACUCUAUAUACAGUUGAAGUCGGAAGUUUACAUACACCUUAGCCAAAUACAUUUAAACUCAGUUUUUCACAAUUCCUGACAUUUAAUCCUAGUAAAAAUUCCCUCUCAUAGGUCAGUUAGGAUCACCAUUUUAUUUUAAGAAUGUGAAAUGUCAGAAUAAUAGUAGAGAGAAUUAUUUAUUUCACCUUUUAUUUCUUUCAUCACAUUCCCAAUGGGUCAGAAGUUUACAUACACUCAAUUAGUAUUUGGUAGCAUUGCCUUUAAAUUGUUGAACUUGGGUCAAAUGUUUCAGGCAACCUUCCACAAGCUUCCCACAAUAAGUUGGGUGUAUUUUGACCCAUUCCUCCUGACAGAGCUGGUGUAGCUGGGUCAGGUUUGUUGGCCUCCAACGCACACACUUCUUCAGUUCUACACCACACAUUUUCCAUGGGAUUGAGAUCAGGGCUUUGUGAUGGCCACUCCAAUACCUUGACUUUGUUGUCCUUAAGCCAUUUUUCCACAACUUUGGAAGUAUACUUGGGGUCAUUGUCCAUUUGGAAGACCCAUUUGCGACCAAGCUUUAAUUUCCUGACUGAUGUUUUGAGAUGUUGCUUCAAUAUAUCUACAUACUUUUCCUACCUUAUGAUGCCAUCUAUUUUGUGAAGUGCACCAGUCCCUCCUGCAGCAAAGCACCCCCACAACAUGAUGCUGCAACCCCCCGUGCUUCACAGUUGGGAUGGUGUUCUUUGGCUUGCAAGCGUCCUCCGUUUUCCUCCAAACAUAACGAUGGUCAUUAUGGCCAAACAGUUCAAUUUUUGUUUCAUCAGACCAGAGGACAUUUCUCCAAAAAGUAUGAUCUUUUUUCAGGUUAUGUCGAUAUAGGACUCGUUUUACUGUGGAUAUAGAUACUUUGUACCUGUUUUCUCAAGCAUCUUCACAAGGUCCUUUGCUGUUGUUCUGGGAUUUGAUUUGCACUUUUCGCACCAAAGUAUGUUCAUCUCGCUCAGGAACGUGUCUCCUUCCUGAGCGGUAUGACGGCUGCGUGGUCCCAUGGUGUUUAUACUUGCGUACUAUUGUUUGUACAGAUGAACGUGGUACCUUCAGGCGUUUGGAAAUUGCUCCCAAGAAUGAACCAGACUUGUGCAGGUCUACAAUUUUUUUUCUGAGGUCUUGGCUGAUUUAUUUUUAUUUUCCCGUGAUGUUAAGCAAAGAGGCACUGAAUUUGAAGGUAGGCCUUGAAAUACAUCCACAGGUACACCUCCAAUUGACUCAAAUUAUGUCAAUUAGCCUAUCAGAAGCUUCUAAAUCCAAGCUGUUUAAAGGCACAGUCAACUUAGUGUUUGUAAACUUCUGACCCACUGGAAUUGUGAUACAGUGAAUUAUACGUGAAAUAAUCUGUCUGUAAACAAUUGUUGGAAAAAUUACUUGUGUCAUGCACAAAGUAGAUGUCCUAACCGACUUGCCAAAACUAUAGUUUAACAAGACAUUUGUGGAGUGGUUGAAAAAUGAGUUUUAAUGACUCCAACCUAAGAGUAUGUAAACCUCCGACUUCAAUCUAUAGCCUCCAUGUUAAAUAAUGUAAUGUACACAAUUAGCCACUAGAUGGCGGACAGAACAAGGUAACUCCUUGGCCUGGUUUUCCAAAGGCAUCUUAAGACUAAUAAGUUCAUCGUUAGAACCUUCGUAGGGGCAUUGUUAAAUCUCUAAAGCCCUCAGAACAGCCUCAAAUUGUUGGGGUAUGGAAUCUACAAAGUGUCAAAACUGUUCCAGAGGGAGGCUGGCCCAUGUUGACGCCAAUGCUCCCCACAGUUGUGUCAAGUUGACUGGAUGUCCUUUAGGUGGUGGGACCAUUCUUGAUACACACAGGAAAUUGUUGAGCAUUAAAAAUCCAGCAACAUUGCAGUUCUUGACAUAAACCGGUGCACCUUGCACCUACUACCAUACCCCGUUCAAAGGUACUUAAAUAUUUUGUCUUGCCCAUUCAACCUUUGUAAGGCAAGUGGCUUGCCUUACAACCUGGAAUUAAAAUAGAUUUUUGCGG
Molecule: messenger RNA, 2904 nt
Organism: Salvelinus fontinalis (brook trout)
Lineage: Eukaryota; Metazoa; Chordata; Actinopteri; Salmoniformes; Salmonidae
Product: U8 snoRNA-decapping enzyme
Exons: 5
Coding region: 179-811 (210 amino acids)
Biological process (GO): sno(s)RNA catabolic process; mRNA catabolic process
Cellular component (GO): nucleus
Molecular function (GO): phosphodiesterase decapping endonuclease activity; snoRNA binding
Source: RefSeq, a predicted model, not a curated record